Messenger RNA from Penicillium waksmanii, 339 nucleotides. RefSeq lists its product as uncharacterized. Lineage: Eukaryota; Fungi; Ascomycota; Eurotiomycetes; Eurotiales; Aspergillaceae. The coding region runs from base 1 to 339 and encodes 112 amino acids. The record is from RefSeq and is a predicted model, not a curated record. The transcript has a single exon.
AUGUCCAUCGCCAUGGGCUUUCAUUGGGCUUUCUAUUUCGGCUGUUCUCGGGCUAUGCCCAGUCUCCUUGCUGCGAGCCAGAAAUGGGGUGCUUUUGUAUUUUUUGUUUGUAUAUGCCUGAUAUCGCUGGCCUAUGUCUACUUCGCUAUGCCGGUAAAGCUGCCGCCCCACAUGAUCAACACUACCCAAAGCUUCACGAACACUGACAAGAUGUUUAGGAUACCACCGGACGAUCAGAGACCAUGGUAUACUGUCCACAAAGUCGCGUACACCAAGCAUGACGAAAUCCAGAUUGAGCAAGUGGGCAAGCUGCAGGUCGAGCACCUGGAGUCGGCUUGA